Molecule: messenger RNA, 1426 nt
Organism: Owenia fusiformis
Lineage: Eukaryota; Metazoa; Annelida; Polychaeta; Sabellida; Oweniidae
Source: the annotation of a GenBank genome assembly
GCUAGCGAUAAUGCAACAGGAUUGUGCGAAAGCUGGAGUGGAAACAGAAGUUCACAACGACUGUGAUGUCAGAACCAAAGCCUAAACCUUGUCAAACCGGUCAGUUAAUUUAUGCAUGGGUUUAUCAACGCAUGUAACAUACUCCACACAGGUCACGUACAUUCGGAGAUGAAUAUGGAGAUCGUAAUGUGCAUCGCUUUGCUUUGCGCAUGUGUUGAUGCAAGGCAUCAUAGUACUAGGGCUCGGGCUGGUCUGCCCCGUGUGGGGCACAACAUUGCUGGAUUAGAGAUGGACAGACCAUUGAUCAUCGGACAUCGGGGAAGUGCUGGGAUGAUGCCUGAACAUUCAUUAGAGGGGUACAAACUGGCAAUAAAGCAAGGUACCGACGUUAUAGAGUGUGAUAUGUGUCUAACAAAAGAUCUAAAGAUCGUCUGCCUGCAUGAAAGUUGGUUCAGCAGAGUCACAAAUGUCAAGGAUGAUCCCGAGUUUCGGGACAAAAUUGUGUCCAGAGAGGUUGAAGGAUCUCUUAUAAACGACUGGUUCUCUGUGGAUUUUACACUGAAAGAGCUCAAAAAACUGCGACUGAUUCAACCCAAUUCUUUUCGUGAUCAGACUCAUAAUCUCAAAUAUCCCAUGGCUACCCUUACAGAGCUUAUAGACUUGGUUAAAGCCGAAGAUAGGACCGUUGCUAUACAUGCUGAAACCAAAAACCCGGAAUGGGUUAAUUCGUUGGAUUUGGUAAAGAAUGCAAACACAACAUUUGAGGACAUCGUUGUUGAGGUCUUGGAGGCACGUGGUUAUGACAGUGAAUAUUCCCCGUUCUUUUUGCAAUCAUUCAGUGAAGAGAGUCUGAGAGCGUUGGCGCAGAGGACUACCGUUCCGAAGGUGAUGUUGGUUUGGAAAGAGGGUGUUACGCAAGAAAAACUAAUGGAACUGUCAGAGUUCUGCUACGGAAUGGGACUUUGGAAGGAUCUGAUUAUCACUGGAUGGAAUGAUGCUUACGGUUAUAAGAAUUAUGCUUGGAAUAGAACUGAUCUUGUUGAGAGAAUACACAACCUUGGAAUGAAAGUCCACAUUUAUACAAUGAGGAACGAGGACAGAUAUUUGCUCUGGGACUAUGGGCAAGACCCGCGUAGAGAGUAUGAAGCAUUCCUACAAUUGGGAGUAGAUGGCUAUUUCACAGAUUUCCCUGCAACAUUGAAAUCUCUGCUGGAUGAUGCGUAUAUUUCCAGUGCAAUCCCCUGUGCUACACUUUGCCCUCCUAGCCUUUCUAGUCCCGGAUCCUCUUCAGAUAAGAAUAAAAAACAAAGUAAAUCUAUCUUGCGUUCGAUUCGAGCCUUGCUAUGUUCGGUAUAUUGUGACGAAUAAAGUGUAACGAGAGAGGGAAAAGUGUGACAACUUAAGUUUGACGAUGACUAUAGAUAUA